This is a messenger RNA of Salvia miltiorrhiza (redroot sage), 1265 nucleotides long. RefSeq names its product alcohol-forming fatty acyl-CoA reductase-like. The coding region runs from base 79 to 1089 and encodes 336 amino acids. Gene Ontology annotation, cellular component: intracellular membrane-bounded organelle. The transcript has 7 exons. NCBI's taxonomy places the organism in Eukaryota, Viridiplantae, Streptophyta, Magnoliopsida, Lamiales, Lamiaceae. Gene Ontology annotation, molecular function: alcohol-forming very long-chain fatty acyl-CoA reductase (NADP+) activity. Gene Ontology annotation, biological process: long-chain fatty-acyl-CoA metabolic process; suberin biosynthetic process. The record is from RefSeq and is a predicted model, not a curated record.
GAUGUCUCACUUGGAAUAAAUACUCUUGGAGCCAGGCAUGUUUUGAAUUUCUCCAAAAAAUGCAAAAAAUUGAAGAUUAUGGCACAUGUAUCAACCGCUUAUGUAUCUGGUGAACGGGAGGGACUGAUAUUGGAAACCCCUUAUAUGAUGGGAGAGACGCUGAAUGGGACACGUGGACUCGAUAUUGAUGCUGAGAAGAAAUUGAUAGAGGAAACACUAAAACAGCUCAAGGCUGAUAAUUACGAUGAAGAUUCCAUCAAGUCCAUCAUGAAAGACUUGGGAAUUCAAAGAGCAAGGAAGUUUGGAUGGCCAAAUACAUACGUAUUCACGAAAGCAAUGGGAGAAAUGCUGUUGGGAGAGUUGAAAGAAAACAUACCUCUUAUAAUAAUUCGACCCACAAUUGUGACUAGCACUUACAAAGAGCCUUUCCCAGGUUGGGUUGAAGGUAUCAGGACUGUUGACAGCUUAGCUGUAGGAUACGGUAAAGGCAAACUGACUUGUUUUCUUGGCGACCCCACCACCGUUGUUGACGUGAUUCCAGCAGACAUGGUGGUGAACGCGAUAAUCGUGGGUAUGGCAGCUCAUGGCGAGCAAGCCAAUGAGAGCAUGAGCAUCUACCACGUGGGAUCGUCGGUGUCGAACCCCGUCGACUACGCCUCGCUGCAGACCUACGGCCAGCGCUACUUCAGCGCGCACCCGUGGAUCGACAAACAUGGCAACCCUAUCCUUGUCGGAAACAUCACUGUUUUCUACACUAUGGACUCUUUCCAAAGAUACAUGACGCUUCGUUAUUUACUCCCUUUAAAGGGGCUGCAAAUACUAAACACGGCUUGCUGCCAGUAUUUCCAAGGGAAGUACCUGGAGCAAUGCAGAAAGAUCAAGUUCGUGAUGCGCCUCAUCGAACUCUAUGCACCAUACUUGUUCUUCAAAGCAUUUUAUGACGACAUGAACACGGAGAAACUCCGAAGAGGGGCGGAAGAGAGUGGUGUGGAGACGUUCUAUUUCGACCCCAAAAUCAUAAACUGGGAUCAGUAUUUCAUGGACACUCACAUUCCAGGAGUUGUCAAACGCGUCUUCAGAAACAAUUGAUCCAUAAUCUACAAAUUAAAUUAUCGUCAUCAGAUUUAUCAAUUUAUGAUUUGUGUUGAUGUAUCAACUUAGUUUGGUAUUGAUUUGGUAAAUUACUCUUCACAAGCAAAUGAAGAUGCAAAACAUAUAUAGAUAUUGAUUUGGUAAAUUAAUAUAGAUCCAUUUAUCAUUUCCAA